UGUUUUGCUGUUAUGCAAGAUCAGGAGGGGAUGUUAGUAACUGUAACAUACAUGCAUAGAUAGAUAGAUCCAAAGAAAGGAAGAGCAAGAAAAGGAAAAGCGAAAAAGAAGACGAAAUUUAAAAAAAAAAAAAAAAAAAGCAAAGGAAGAAGAAUAUAGAUAGAUGCCCAUGAAGCUUAAGGCUAAGGCGCCUUUUCUCCUUCCCCUUCUUCUUCUUGUUGCGAUUCAUCAAUUUGAUAUCUAUUAUCAAAUCAUUUUCUAUUUUGUAUGAGAGGACGAGACAGAGAUGUUGUUUUGUAGCGGCGGCGGCGGCGGCGGAUGUUGUACUGCCGCUCAUCUCUUCAAACACUGGUUUCAGAGUUGGCUUCGCGAUUACGACUCUCUCCAACAUUUGGCCCUAAUUCUCAUUUACAUUCAGAUUGGUUGCUCCUUGAUUGGAUCCCUUGGAGCUUUGUACAACGGCGUCUUGCUCAUUAAUUUGGCUAUCUCUUUGUUCGCCCUCGUUGCCAUUGAGAGCAGCAGUCAGCGCCUUGGACGCACCUACGCUGUCCUCCUUUUUUCCUCUCUUCUCCUCGACAUUGCCUGGUUCAUCCUCUUCUCUCGCCCCAUCUGGGACAUUUCCUCAGACGACCGUGGGAUGUUCUUCGUCUUUUCAGUGAAACUCACUUUGGCAAUGCAAAUCAUUGGUUUUAUAGUGAGGUUGUCAUCCUCAUUGUUAUGGAUUCAGAUCUACAGAUUGGGCGUUCCUUAUAUAGAUAGUUUGGCUCCUCAAGAAGCUGAUUUCGAUUUAAGAAGUAGUUUUCUCAGUCCAACAACUCCUGCUGCUGUAGCUAGACAGUGCUCGGAUUCUGAGGUUGUUUCAGGGGGUUCCAUUUAUGAUCCAGCUUAUUACUCAUCUCUCUUUGAAGACGGACAGGACAACAAAUGUCUCCGUGGGGAUCAAAAUUAUGGCAUUUGUGACAAUGGAUCUACUUCUAGUGCUGAAGCUUCUCAGGUGAAGGUGACCAUACGCAGAGCUUUUCAAGCUGCAGAUGAGGAGGGUGCAACAGGCAAGCCUCAAACUGUUUGAAUCGCGAUACAGAUUUGGGAAGAUUAUGGCUUCAUAUUCAUUCCCCCAUACUAAUUUUUUUCAAAAUUCAAAGAAUUCCCUUGAGCUGGGGUAUGCGGCUAUUUUUAUGCUGGGGUGAUACCUGUACAGCUUGUUAUUCCAGCCAUUUCUUCUCGAGAGGAUAGGUGCCAAUCCCAAAGUUCAAAAGACCACAAGAUUGAGCUUCUUCUGUGAGGGGCACAAAGACAGAUUUGCUUCCUGAGAAGCAGUUUCUGGGAGAGUAUGGAUUUGGCACUGGGGUUGUCCUAAGGUCUGACAAGGAUUUAGGCCUACCACGAGGUAAGGGGUGCCGUUUUGCAUGAGGCGAACUCGGAUAGGCGAGGAGGAUCUGGGUGUUCAAAUUCGCAGCGUCAUCUUAUUGGAUUAUUAUCGGUUAGCUCAUCUCAAGGUGUUCAAUUUUUGGAGACCGUAGUUUUCAUUAACAUUAUACAAAAAUUCAUUACUCAGAGUUGGAAUCAAUUUGAGGGUUCGUCAACUCUCAUUCAGGAUUGGAGAUAAUCUAUUUAGAAGUUUGGUUUAAA
This is a messenger RNA of Populus trichocarpa (black cottonwood), 1629 nucleotides long. RefSeq lists its product as uncharacterized. The record is from RefSeq and is a predicted model, not a curated record. The transcript is spliced from 5 exons. NCBI's taxonomy places the organism in Eukaryota, Viridiplantae, Streptophyta, Magnoliopsida, Malpighiales, Salicaceae. The coding region runs from base 287 to 1069 and encodes 260 amino acids.